GUUGUGAAGCUGAGGUAUGGCUGCUGGAAGGUUACUGCUCUACACUGGCCUCUCCUUAGCUCUCUGUGCCCUCGGCAUGCUGGCCGUGGCGAUCUGCUCAGACCAUUGGUACGAGACAGACGCCAGGAAGCAUCGGGACAGGUGCAAAGCCUUUACUACCCGUCGGGUCGAUCCAGGCUUCAUUUACAAUAACAACAAUAACUUGCCGCUCAGGGCCAGUAGGUCUAGAUUGGACCGCUGGGAAGGGAAACUCCUCCGGGCCAGGAACCGGAGGCAGCUGUUUGCCUUGAGCGCUAUGGACGAGUGCAACCGUCAGUACAACUCCACCAACAUGGGGCUCUGGAGGAAAUGCCACAGACAGGGAUUUGACCAAGACCUGGAUGACCUCAUUCAAAAAGGAGAAAUUGAGCGAUGCAUCUAUAUAAAGUACCACUACUCCUCAGCAACCAUCCCCAGGAACCUCACCUACAACAUCACCAAGACCAUCCGCCAGGAUGAAUGGCAUGCCCUGCAUCUGCGCAGAAUGACGGCUGGCUUCAUGGGCAUGGCAGUGGCGAUCAUCCUCUUUGGCUGGAUCAUCGGGGUGCUGGGCUGCUGCUGGGACCGAGGCCUUAUGCAGUAUGUGGCAGGGCUUCUCUUCCUCAUGGGAGGAACCUUCUGCAUCAUUUCACUGUGCACCUGUGUGGCCGGGAUCAACUUCGAGCUAUCACGCUACCCACGCUACCUGUAUGGACUACCUGAUGAUAUUAGCCAUGGCUAUGGAUGGUCCAUGUUCUGUGCGUGGGGGGGCCUGGGCCUCACGCUUAUCUCGGGCUUCUUCUGCACCUUGGCCCCUUCUGUCCAACCUGUCCCCAGGACCAACUGCCCCAAAACCAGACCUGAAAAUGGGACAGUGUGCUAAAAAAAAAGAACAAACAACCCCCCAUAUAUAUAUAUAAAUAUAUAUAUAUAUAUAUAUAAUAUACAUAUAUAAAACAGAAACUAAAGCAAGAUGGUGCCAGUGCCAAGAGAGCAUUGAGUUGGCUCAGGCACCCAUGUCUUCACAGAACUUUGUGUUGCUUCAUCCUUUCUCACUAAGAUGGGGAAAACUUUGUUGUCAUAUGGCUCUUCCAUCAAUUCUUAACUUAUGGCUUCAUGAUUUUUUGAAGGUUGAGUGAAUGAAUAUGCUCACUUGAAGUUGAAUCAUGUUUACUGAGGAUGGGUUGGUGAGCUGGGAAGGGACAGUGGCAAAUGUUUGAAGCAGCACAGGAAGUAGGGAAUACAUGCCAUCAAUUGGACCAACAAGAGAAGAACCCACCACCCAACAAUAUUAAUGCGAAGAAAACAAAACCCUUAGUUCACCUGUAGAAUGUAACCAACUCUUGGAGGCCAUUUUCCAAACCAUCUCUUCUCCCAAUGCUCCUGAUCUUCUUCCCCAACUGCCCCACCAGCUACAUACAAGAAUUGGAAGAGAAAACAAACUGAGAUGGAAGUUCUCUCUUUGCUUGCCAAACUUUUGGAUGAACAAAAAAGGGGAGGGGAAAGGGGGAAGAGACCAACAACCCUGAGAGAUGAUAUUUUCAUCAAUACAAGGACACUUCUUUGGAUGCUCAGACAACCCAGUCUUAUCUUCCAGCUGCCUUACAUCCAGGUUAAACAGAGGCUGCCCUGCCCCCAACCCCAUCUUCUGGGCAGACAGGGGCCUUUGAGAAAUGCUGUGAUACAUGUGUGUAUAACUUUUCUGAUGGUUUUUUUUCCUCUUCAAAUUGAAAUAUUGCAGUAUGACUGUUGUCUAUAAAUUGUGCUGAUAUCUUGGCCCAGGCAAAAAGGCCUGGAAAAAGUAGAGAAGAGGCAAGCUUGUAUGGGUGCCAAUUCUGUAACUGGAUUAUUGGAGUGUGUGUGUGUAUGUGUGUGUGUGUGUGUGUGUGUGUGAGAGAGAGAGAGAGAGAGAGAGAGAAAGGAGAGAGAAAAUUCAUGUGUGUGUAUGUUACUGAGGUGUUAUCGAUUUCAGUUUUUCUAUUAUUUUAAAAACAGCUCAAAAUUCUAGGUGGCAGAAUCAAGAGAACCAUUUGGAUAGGGGACCCUAUGGUUCUGCACAUCACUGGGGACUAUGUGGGAGGAGUCCUCUGAAUUUGGAAGUUCAAGACACAGCUGGGCAAAAAGCCAUUCCAGAAGAAGAAAAGGGAACAAAGUUUGGGAGGGAGAAAGAAUGGUGCUUUUGGCCGAUGUAUGCUAAACAAGACCUUUUCUAUUCCCCAUUGAUGGUAACUCCUGUUUCACUGAGUAUUCCUCUCCUUCUGUAUCAGUUCGCUCUCUGAAAAGAUGAAAGAAGAUAGGUCAUGUGGAGAGAAAGAGAAUCCAUUUUCCAUGGGCUCAAGUUUGUAUUGAUACUGUUGUAAAUCAACCCAGAACUUUUUACUCUUUCCAUCUUUUCCUCUCUCCCUCUCCUCUUCUUCCUUUUCUUUCUAAUCUUCAAGGUCAUGAAUCCCAGAGUAACUGUCUUGUCUAUUGACACCCAAGUGGAAGAAGGAUAAAUCCACCAUAGUAUCUUGGAAUUGAUUUGAGCAAAUUGACACUGAGGUAGCUGGAGAAGCCAGGAAAUGAACCAGGUAGGCAUGAAGCCAUGAUAUUAGGAGUCUGCCAAAGAGAGUAGGAAAGGAGCACUUACCAGAGACCACCAUGUACAGAGUGCUAUACUAUGCUAUUGGACAGCCAUGAGAUAAAGAAGAGAAGCCCUGAGAUGGGGUCUCUACAUAGCAAGUAUGAGGUAAAUAGAAAAUCUAUGUAAAUGUAAUGUUUUGUUAAAUCAAUAUCUUGUGGAUCACUUGCCAACCAACAAGCCUCUCCUCUAUCCAUUAAUAUUCCUUUUUUCACCUACUUAUUCCUUCUCUCAGCUUCCUGACUGUUCAUCCAAUCUACUUUCCCCAUACCCACCAAGUCGCAUAUUCUGCCACCUCUCUCAAAACAUGCUAAUUUUUUUGAGCAUGUGAGAGUUUAACUGUGUGGUCUCCUGGUAUGCAUUGGUCUGUGGGAGUGUACACCUGAAUGUAUGUAUCUAUGUAUGUGGAGUGUGUAUGUAUGUAUGUAUGUAUGUAUGUAUGUAUGUAUGUAUGUAUCUGGGUACAGGUGUGAGUGUGUCUAUGUCAAGACUUCUCAAAAUUAGGAUCAUAGAGGCACAACUGGAAGGAACCCCAGAAAUCAACUACUCUAACCUCAUUUUACAGAUGAGGAAACUGAGGCCCAGAGAGGUUAAAUGACUGGGGACAGAUGUCAGCAUGCAUAAAAGGGGUCUUUGUAGUUAUAUGAAUAUGGGGGGGAUGGGGAAAAGUGUCUGUGUAUAACCACGACUGUUAUUAGUAUAUAACCGGAAUAAGAAUUAUUUUUUAAAUGGUGGAUUUAUUCUACAGGAAAGAGAAACAGCUAUCAGGAAAACCUGUGGGUUUUAGAACUAUAGGGAAAUGCUCUUUUUUUUUUUUUUUUUACUUUGAAAAGUAUGAUUUCCUCGUAGGGGGAAAGGCAUAAAUGCCUCUUUGGGCAUGAGGAGGAGUGAAGAGAAGUAUCUCAGAUUGAGAGCCAUUUUGCCUUCAUUCCCCUCUUGGGGAAGAAAUGUUAGUCUGAGUUGGUGGGCAAAUGGCCACAUCCAUGAGUAUGCUUGGAAGCCUUCCUUUGGGAAGGAGGUUUGCCUGUGCCUAAAGAGUUUCUGAAGCCAAACUCCAGCUCCUUGAGUAAGUGGAAAUUGUCCAGAUGGUGGCAACUUGGCACAGGUAAUUCAUUGCAUUUUUUUAAAAGGCACCAAACCUUUGGGUCCCAGCCCCUAGAAGCACCAUUGUUUUUUCCUUCUUAUUUCUUGUAUACUACCAUUAAUAAAUUUUCCACCUUAGUAAAAUGCUUUCUGGAGGCUGAUGGAAGAAUGAACCUUUUGGAACAAAUCUUUUUUCACUUUACCUUAGCUCUAAGCUUUAGGCUUCUCAAGACUUGAAUACUUCUCAAAGGUAUUAUGGGUUCCUAGGGACCAGGGAACCGGGCUUUUCUGAAUAUUUCUCUCUACCUGCAGAGUCCUAUAUAGACAAGGCUACCUCUGACCUCCAUACAGCAAGAUACAUGUGUUGAGUUGCUUUUUCAAACAUGGGGAUGUCUUUGCCCUGAUUUAUCCAGUGUCUUUCUUACCGGAAUCUGCUUGCAACAGCAAGCCUACAACUGGCCAGGAUUAGGAGAGAAGUCUGUUGUCAUGGGACAGAGCAAAUGUAGCUGGCCCACAGGAGGAUUAAAUGACCAGGCUAGAUCCAGCCAGCUGAACUAAACACUGCAGUUCUUCAUAUGGAAACAUCCACAAUUAGACCAGUCACUUGUAUCUUUGGGAUUUGUAAGGACAGUAUUUUAAAUGACAUCUUGGGACCAGAAUUUCUUUUCUCCAAAUUCCUAAUCUAAGACCCUGGCCUCCCAAGGAGAUUCGGAGUGAAGGUCCUCCCCAAAGUCCCCCCAGGCAAAGCAGAGCCCCCAAAUCCUUUGCAGUUGUGCGAUUUUGAGUAAACAUGAAGCAAGUCUGUGUUUGUAUACUAUGAGAUGCUGGUACAUUGUAGGGACCCCUGCAACUCCUAUUCUUAACCUUCCUAGAAUUUUUCUGACAACAUUCGCAUAUAAGAGGAUUAAAGGAGCUAUUUUGACUGUUUUGACCUUUUUUCUUCCUUACUUUUCCUCCUUUCCCAAUUUUGGUAGGAAAAAGUUUCCUUUCCUGGUUUGCUUCCCCCAAACCACCUCUGAUUCUAGCCUGUGCAUGGUAUUUCCCAGCGGGAUCAGUCAUUAAUCAUUUAUUGAGUCCUAGUUAGGAAGGCCAAAGAAGUCAAUUUAUUCCCUUAGAAACAAUGAGGCUAUUCCAUGUGUUGCUCUCACCCAAUACCACUCUGACUUUUUAAAGGGAAAUGCUCUACCAGAAAUAAAAUGUGCCUGUCUCCUAGCCAACCUUACGAAAUCCUCAAUUUGCCUGACAGGUCUUACUGUUUUAGUUCAUCAAAUGUCAAAAUAGAGAGAUGCCAGGACAAGGGAGUUACCAGACGGGGGCUUUCAUUGGGUAUUAUACCUAUUCGGGAUACUUAGCCCUAGGUGUAAACCCCCUACUAUUGUCCCCGUUACCUACAUUUUGUGUCCCCAGAACUAUUUCUGGGACCCCCAUUAAUUACCCAAAUGCAGCACAUGGAAAAUUAAGACUAAUCCUUCCUUUACCAGGUAUUUUAUCUGCAACAAAUUGCAUUCUGUGAUCUGAGCAUAUUCAUCUCAAGAUUGUGGGAGGUGCUGGCUAAAAAAUGUUUGUCUUGACUUUGGUAACUAUCUAUUUUGGGAAGAGGCCACUCUCAUAUAUAAACUCAUGUCCUUUGUUUUAAUAAGCAUAUGCAGUUAGGAUCCAGAGACCUGAAACUAAAAUCCCAACACAUAGUAGUCCGGUUGUAGUGUUUAAUCUGUGAGUCUGAUACUCAAGUUGAAUUCAGAGCAGUAAAAUCAACUGCUUCUCUCAGGACUGGUUAGAUUUACAUUUUCUUCCUAUAAAUGAGUUGUCCAGUAACUAAAAGAUUUUCAGGUCUCUUAGGGGAAAGGAGUGAAGGAAAUCACUUGGAUCAUCCUCUUAUAAAAUUCUUAUAUACUUGUGGGUUUGUUUUGGAAGUCGAGGUGAAAUUGCAUUUCCAUAGAAAUUCCCAUUGGUCCAUGGACUUAACUGUCUUAAUGGUCAUAAAGAAGGCUUCACCAUCAAAGACUGGUGAUGAGACUUAGAAGGGAUUAUAUGAUAUAGACUAGAAUAGUUGAACCAGACUUUCCAUGCUCCCCCCAAAUCAAAUGCUUCUUUCUCAUCCAAGUGAUAUGGGAGAUAUGACAGUAAAAUAAGUUGAAUAUUUUUUUUAAACAAAUAGACCAAAAAUUCAAAUUCUUGAACCCAGAUCUUCAUGAUUCUAAUCCCAGUAUGCUAUCUCCCUUCAUACUUCCUCUCCACUGGAAUACAAGUAUGGGCUCCCAAAUAUGUUUUGAAGGGGAGACCACUCAUUUCAGUGUGUGUUUGCUUUAAAAUGUGGUCAUGCUUUGCCCCCAUUGAAUACAUAUUGAAAGUAGAAGGCAAGAAAAUAGUAACUUUAUUCCUGAUGAUGGUAUUAUUUCUUUCCCCCCCUCCUCCCCCACUUCCUUCUUCCCCCAAGAGUUCUUGAAAAACUCCUUCCACUUCAGAG
Molecule: messenger RNA, 6188 nt
Organism: Dromiciops gliroides (monito del monte)
Lineage: Eukaryota; Metazoa; Chordata; Mammalia; Microbiotheria; Microbiotheriidae
Gene: TMEM178B
Product: transmembrane protein 178B
Exons: 4
Coding region: 17-901 (294 amino acids)
Cellular component (GO): membrane
Source: RefSeq, a predicted model, not a curated record